Messenger RNA from Trifolium pratense (red clover), 1374 nucleotides. Its product is annotated as aspartic proteinase CDR1-like. Bases 64 to 1374 code for a protein of 436 amino acids. The record is from RefSeq and is a predicted model, not a curated record. Gene Ontology annotation, molecular function: aspartic-type endopeptidase activity. NCBI's taxonomy places the organism in Eukaryota, Viridiplantae, Streptophyta, Magnoliopsida, Fabales, Fabaceae. Gene Ontology annotation, cellular component: extracellular region. Gene Ontology annotation, biological process: proteolysis. The transcript has 3 exons.
AAACACAAAAUUUGUUACAAAACUUCACUUCUAUUCCAAACCUCUCCUUAUUCUAUAGCAACAAUGAGUACACGUUUUUUGCUUGCCCUUUUUCUCUUUUCCAUUUGUUUCAUUAUCUCUUUUUCUCAUGCACUGAACAAUGGUUUUAGUGUUGAACUCAUUCACCGCGACUCUCCAAAGUCACCACUCUACCAAGCUACAGAAAAUAGAUACCAACGUGUUGUCAAUGCAGCACGUCGUUCUAUCAACCGUGCCAAUCAUUUCUACAAAAAUUCCCUCACAAAUACUCCUAAAUCAACCGUAAUUCCAGAUAAAGGUGAGUAUCUCAUGACCUAUUCAGUUGGUACCCCACCAUUUAAGGUAUAUGGUAUUGCCGACACCGGUAGUGACAUUAUUUGGCUUCAAUGUGAGCCUUGUAAACAAUGUUACAAACAAACUACUCCUAUGUUUAAUCCUUCAAAAUCAUCAAGUUACAAAAAGCUACCUUGUUCGUCUAUCCUAUGCCAAUCUGUGAGAGAUACCACUUGUAAUGAACAAAAUUCUUGUCAAUAUUCUAUUACUUAUGGUGAUCAAUCACAUUCACAAGGAGAUCUUAGUGUUGAGACUCUUACAUUAGAAUCCACCACGGGUCGUCCUGUUUCAUUUCCUAGAACUGUGAUAGGAUGUGGAACCGAUAAUACAGUUUCGUUUCAAGGUGCAAGCUCUGGUAUAGUUGGUCUUGGUGGUGGACCUUCGUCUCUUAUAACACAACUGGGAUCGUCAAUUGAUGGAAAAUUCUCUUAUUGUUUAUUGCCAUUGUUGCUUGAGUCAAACACAGUUGAGUCAACCACUACGAGCAAACUCAAUUUUGGAGAUGUCGCUGUGGUUUCUGGUGAUGGUGUUGUGUCAACUCCUAUAGUGAAAAAAGACCCAUCAGUUUUCUAUUAUUUGACAUUGGAAGCAUUUAGUGUUGGAAACAAAAGAGUAGAAUUUGGAGGGUCUUCACAUGGCGGUGAGGGUAAUAUCAUAAUUGAUUCAGGUACAACAUUGACACUUUUACCAAAUGAUGUUUAUACUAAUUUGGAAUCAGCUGUAGUAGAAUCGGUGAAAUUAGAGCGCGUUGAUGAUCCCAGUCAAACAUUCGGCUUAUGCUAUAGUGUCAAAUCAGAUGGAUAUGAUUUUCCCCUAAUCACUGCACAUUUUAAAGAUGCGGAUGUUAAGUUGCAUUCUAUGAGUACUUUUGUUCCAAUUGCUGAGGGCAUUGUUUGUUUAGCUUUUACCUCAUCUCAAAUUGGUGCUAUCUUUGGAAACUUGGCUCAACAGAAUUUGUUGGUUGGUUAUGACCUUAAACAAAAAACAGUGUCGUUUAAGCCUAUGGAUUGUACCAAAGUGUAA